CUGUGUUGUGCUACUUCCCUUCUCGCAGUGGGUCUGUUUCAGUUACUAGUUAAGUGGGGACACUUCCUGAUAUGCUUGCAACAUUUCUUUCAGAGGAACUGCAGAACUACAGGCACAUAAGGCCACAUCGGCUGCAUGCUCAGUAAAAAGGGUCUGAGACGCGGCAGAACGAUAUUGUCGAGGAAUCUCUGGGUAAUCUCUGAAUUACAAUGUCACUUGCAGAAACAAUCCGGUUUUGGAAUGAGGGAGUGUCUGCAGCAGAUUGCAAAAACUGGACAGCCGCUUUGGAUACUUUCACUUCAAUCCAGAAUCCUUCUUCCAAAAUCUGCUUUAACAUUGGCUGCAUCCACCUGAUGAUGGGAAAUUUGGCUGAGGCACAGCAGGCCUUUACCAGGAGCACUGCCUGCGACAAACACUUAGCAGUGGCCUACUUCCAGCGAGGGACUGUGGCCUACAGGAUGGAAAAUUAUCAGUUGGCACUUAAUGAUUUUAAAGAGGCAUUGGCUCGGCUGCGUGGAAACAGCCUAAUAGAUUACAAGAUCCUGGGCCUGCAGUUUAAGUUGUUUGCUUGUGAGGUGUUAUACAAUAUAGCUCUUGCCCAUGCUAAGUUGGAAGACUGGAAAAAGGCUGAAGAGCAUUUAACCAUGGCGAUGAAACUGAAGACGGAGCCACGGCACUACAAAAUAGACAAGGCCAUGGAAUGCAUCCUGAAGCAGAGACUUUUUGAACCCAUCGCCAUUCCGGACGGGAAGCUGUUUCGGCCCAAUGAAAGACAAGUGGCCCAGUUGGAGAAGAAAGAUUACUUGGGGAAAGCCACGGUUGUGGCCUCUGUGGUUGACAAAGAUGAGUUUUCAGGCUUCGCUCCCCUUCAACCCCAGGCAUCAGAACCACCUCCCAGACCCAAAACACCAGAAAUACUCAGGGCCCUGGAAGGAGCCCCUCACAGAGUUAUGUAUGAAUUUAUACCAGAAACAACAGAAGAGCUUCAAGUCCUUCCUGGAAACAUUGUUUUUGUCUUGAAGAAGGAGAAAGACAACUGGGCCACAGUGGUUUUUAAUGGGAAGCAAGGGAUUGUGCCCUGCAACUAUCUGGAACCGGUGGAACUACAGAACCAGCCUUCUGUCCGGGAGGAAAGCCAUGAAGAAUUGGACAACAUUCCAGCUCCACCUAGUGUUGCUGCUCCAGAACGGCCCAAUAAGCCUUCCCCAGGCAAAAGAAGACGACCACCUGAGGUCAUUAGCGUGGCUAUCCCAACACCAUACGUCAUCAAAGUCCAUUAUAAAUACACAAUAGCUUUGCAAGCCCGUCUGGAUCAAUCUUACAGCAGCCUCCUGGACAAGGUUUGUGAGAAGCUGGAGCUUUCAUCCCAAAACACAAGGCUGAGCUACCGGCCAAGAGACAGCCAGGAGCUGGUGGUUCUGAGCGAGGACACCAUGAAGACAGUGUGGAGCCACGCCCAGGGCUACUGCUUGACACUGUGGUGCAGCAACUAUCCGGCAGACAAAGAUUCCCCAGGGAUGAAAGACGACAAGGAGAUUCAGCAGAAGAUACCAACACAGAUGGAAGCAAACCAGGUUGUAGCACGAUACAGUUAUGAAGCCAGCCAGCCAGAAGACCUUGCAUUCCAGAAGGGAGACAUAAUACUUGUGCUUUCUAAAGUGAAUGACGACUGGUUGGAGGGCCAGUGCAAAGGGAAAGUGGGCAUCUUCCCCAAAGCCUUUAUUGAAGAGCACAGCAGCCGAGAUCUUGAACCUAUUUCUGAAGCAUAAAACAA
Molecule: messenger RNA, 1774 nt
Organism: Eublepharis macularius
Lineage: Eukaryota; Metazoa; Chordata; Lepidosauria; Squamata; Eublepharidae
Gene: NCF2
Product: neutrophil cytosolic factor 2
Exons: 15
Coding region: 210-1769 (519 amino acids)
Biological process (GO): respiratory burst; phagocytosis; superoxide anion generation
Cellular component (GO): NADPH oxidase complex
Molecular function (GO): protein binding; superoxide-generating NADPH oxidase activator activity
Source: RefSeq, a predicted model, not a curated record